This is a messenger RNA of Papaver somniferum (opium poppy), 774 nucleotides long. RefSeq names its product L-type lectin-domain containing receptor kinase S.6-like. The coding region runs from base 1 to 774 and encodes 257 amino acids. Gene Ontology annotation, molecular function: carbohydrate binding. The transcript has a single exon. Lineage: Eukaryota; Viridiplantae; Streptophyta; Magnoliopsida; Ranunculales; Papaveraceae. The record is from RefSeq and is a predicted model, not a curated record.
AUGGGUUUCUCAAAAUUGUUCUUUUGUUCAUUAAUAUUCAUUCUCUGCGUAUUGAAUUUGUCAAUUCAUUCUAUAGCUUAUGCUUCCAGCAAUAACAUCACUCGUGAUGCUUAUUUUCAAGAAAAUGGCAGGAUUUGCCUUACUCCUUAUUCACCAUCACAAUCACCAUCACCUUCAUCUUCAAUUGGUGAAGGUAGAGCUCUUCAUAAUCAUCCAAUUAGGUUUCUUGAUCCUUGUACGAAUUCCAAUGCUUCUUUCAUUUGUCGUUUUUCUUUUUACAUCACUUCAUUUUCUGGUUCUUCAUCUUCUUCUCCACUGGAUAUUAGUGAUGAUCAUAUAGGAGUUGACAUCAAUUCGGUUAUGUCAUUUACUCCUGUUGAUUCAACUUUGAUGGGUUUUGAUUCAAAGAAUGGUAAAAGAAAGACAGUGUGGAUUGAAUACAUAGAUUCCAAGAAGAUGGUGAAAGUUUGGGUCAGUUAUACAAAAUCUAGAACUAUUAGGCCAAUUCUUGCUACUCAUAUUGAUCUUUCUAUGUGCCUUGAUGGGUUUAUGUUCAUUGGUUUUUCUGCAUCAAAUGGAGAGGGAUCAGCACAACUCGUGGUCGCGAAAUGGAGAUUCAGGACUUAUGGGUUUCUUCCUUCCUCUAAUUCCUCUGAUACAAGGGUUGAAGGUGGUGGUUUUAUGCGUGUUACUGAUUAUGUAGUGAAAAAUGGUACUGCUGAGUUACCCUCGACUGAACUAGCGUUUCUUGUCUUAGUUUUGGUUCUAAUCUAG